GCGAUGGCGGCUGCCUUACCUCCGGAGUGGCUGGAAGAAGAGCUAACCUGCCCCGUCUGCCUCCAAAUCUACACCGAUCCGGUGAUACUCAACUGCAAACACAGCUUUUGUCGAGCUUGUAUUGAGGAGUCCUGGAAGGAGCCGGAAUCUGGCACUUACUCCUGCCCGGAAUGCAGAGCAAAUUACAGCGAGCGGCCUGUUCUGAAAAGGAAUUUCAAACUAGCCAACAUAGCUCUGAAAUAUCAGGCAGUGAAUGGAACUCCAGUGGCUUUACCCUGUAACUACUGCACCAGGAAAAAACUGACAGCUGUCAAAACCUGCCUGAAAUGUGAAGCCUCUAUGUGCGCUAAACACCUCAAACACCACAGGGAGAAUGCUGUGUUCAAAAAUCACCCGCUGAUAGAUCCCACUGCAGACAUGUCUACCUGGAAGUGCAUAGAGCACAAGAAGCUGCUGGAGAUUUACUGCAAGGACGACAAAGUGUGCAUCUGCUGCCUCUGCCCUGUCGUGGGGAAACACAAGAACCACAACUGUGUCAGCAUCAGUGAGGGAGAGCAGGAGCUGCGGGACCACUUGCAGCAGCAAAUAGAGAAGGUCAGAACAAAUACAACCUCCAUCCAAGCUGCACUUGACCAUCUCCAGACCCAGAAGGAUAACACCCAGACUCUGAUCAGAGAAACCAAAAUUCAAGUUCAGGAGAAGUGUAAUGCAAUACGGAAGUAUUUUGAAAAUGAAGAAAAAGAAGCAUUUAAGUACCUCGACAGAGUGCAGAGGCGUGUGACUGGAGAAAUCGAUGCUCAGAUUCUCGAACUGGAAAAUAAAAUGGAAGCCUUUGAGAAAAAUCUGUCUGAUUUCAGUGAUCUCUUAACGAAGAAUGAAAAGCUGAUUUUCAUCCAGGGGUUUAAUUCAAUGGGACUGAGAAUAAAAGAAGCAUCUGAACCACUAGCACCGCAGCCACCUCCUCCCGAUGUCAAUAAAAUAACAGCAGAUAAGAUAAACUGGGUACAGAAACAGUAUGAAAUGGUUUCCCGGCUCGAGAGGGAUCGAGACAUAAUGGUAUCCGUGUAUGGACAGACACCGACUCUAGAUGUGGAAACGGCACAUCGUAGUGUCAUUCUGUCAGACGAUAAGAGGGUAGCGUCUGGAUCUCAGUACAGACAGCCCUAUCUCGCCCAUCGGAAGAGAUUUGACGCCUGGGGGCAGGUGCUCUGCUCCGAGGGAGUCAACAGCGGUCGCUCUUAUUGGGAAGUGGAGAUUGCAGGGGCUCGUGGCAAAUGGGCAAUUGGGGUCUGUUAUGGCAGCAUAAAGCGAAAGGGCCGGGAUAAAGAGUGUUUGCUGGGGGAGAGCAGUAAGUCAUGGAUUGUGUGCUCUGGGAUUAACAAUACUUUGUGGAGUUACUUAUCAGGGUCACGCUCCAUUUUAGCUCAGCACAGUGGUGAUAUCACAGAUCUAACUGUUCAAAUAUCCUCCAGAGUGGGAGUGUUUGUGGAUUUUGAUGCUGGAAUAAUUUCCUUUUACAAUGUAUCAGGCAGCAAGCUAAGUUUGAUAUGCACGUUCCAGCAGCAAACAUUCUCUGAAACUCUCUACCUAGCACUGAGAGUUGGUGAUUGGAACACAUCUCUGUCCCUAUGUUCCCUCAACUGAUUUCUUUUUUAUAUUUUGUUAGCAUUUUAUUCUCAGAAUACUUUCCUCAAAAAUAGGAAGAACAUGAAUUGGGAUGGUUAAGCGUUGUUUCCUUUGAAAUUGUAACCCCAAAACACCUGAGGUUUUGCAGUUAUGCUAGCCGACAGUAUGAUGGGCUGGCCUUGCUAAAGCCUGAAGGACUAGUCACCAAUCACUUGAAACAGGCUCCCAUUGCCCAGGAAACGAGAGCUGCGGGCUUAGCCCGGCAAUCAGUAAUGCCCUAGGAAAAGUUAGUAAAGAAAUUAAGAAAGUAUGCAAAAAAUGGUGGAAUCUCCAUCAAUUCAAUCCGGAAGUUAAAAAUCCCUGCUUCUACAAAAAGGCACACAUUGGGGGUGAAAUUGUUCUUGGGUGGUUGUGCAGAACAAGCAAUAAUGAACAAAUACCCCACACCCCCACUUUUCUAUUUCAUUGACUUCCCCCAUUGGAGUUUGCCCAAACAAUAUGAGUGUUGGUUUGAACUUUUCAUUGCCAUAACUCUAAGAGGCAAAUUAAGCAGAGUUUUGUGUGGUAGGUUGAUAGCUUGGUAACAUGUUCAGACUAUCACUACUGAUGACAGUUCCAUGAUGAAUUCCUCUUUCCUUAGCCAUCCUUAUCCAUAACUGUCUUUUCUCACCCAGUCUCAGUUUCUGAGUUAUUAUCUCUCUUGUUCUAUCACAUCCUGGUGUAACAUUUCAGGCUUUCUAAGUUAAGUCCAGGGUUAUUGCUUUUCCUCCCUCCUGAAUUGUGUCUUCCAAUCAUCCGAGGAUCUUUGGACCUGGCUCUCCCUGCAAGUUCACCGUCUCCACUGCCAGGGUAUUUGUUACUGGGCCGGCUCAUGGUUUCUUCUGCUGUGACCCUGUCUUAAAUCUUGAAAGUCAAUGUCUUCAGCAUCAAACUGCAGUGUUAUUUGUCACAGCGGAGGUGAAUCAUCACUGGGCCUUCUAGUCAGCUGAGAUCCUUAAAUCUCUUUGGGAACUUCCACCCCAGCAUCUCUCACAGAACUUUUAAAUUGGACUGAAUCCUCUAAACUUAUUGAUAAUUUUUUUUCCGCUUGCUCAAGCCUACAGAGCAGAAGUUGCCACUCCUGGGACAUGCUCUGCCGGUUUUUUUAGACUGUUUUGACGUCUUUUGCCUUGUUGGUCCCCUAGUUGCUACAUUCUCCUUUGCAGCCUCUUCCCCAAACUCGUACAUGGUUGCCUAAGGUUCAGCCUACUUCUCCACAGCUCUCCAGCCAAAACAGCAUUCCUUAACUGAUCUCCUCGUUCAAUUUUCACAGUCACUGACUGCGACCCUUUUAUCUGGUCACCUGGCCCAGACUGAAUCCGACUGUGUAAAAUCUCGGUGUCAUGAUCAAUCUGGAACUCAGCUUCAAGGCCCACAUUUUAUUCAGCACUCAGACUGCUAGCUUCCAUCUCUGCAGGGAUACAUGUCUCAGGCUCUCUCCUGCCAAAAUCUUUAUUUGAUUUAAAAGGGUGAUGUUCUAAUCCACUGCAACAUGCAGUCCUUGAGGUGAAAUGUCUGUGCUGACGCAAGCACCAUCCAGUCCUAGAUAUAAAAGAUCAGUGUGCUAACAGAUGCGUCAUCUAAUCCACAACCAUUGAAGAUUUAGAGGUUCUGAUCCAUGCUGGUGAUAUGAAAAUGCCACUUCACUUCACAUCACUUCCUCUCAUCUUAUGGAUGAGGAGCCCCUGUCAUUUUACUGUCCGUCUUCCUGUCUUUCCAGCAGCCGUUAACUCAGAAAAAUGAAACACAUAUCAACCUCUUCCAUCUGUAUGUAAAAUACAACUUCAGUCAUUUGAGACAAUGGUUGUAGAAUUUUCCCAAACUUUUCAAAUGAUGGCUUUUUCCAUAUUGUUAUCUUUCCAACUUCCUUAGUUUCAACAGCAUAUCAGCGUACAAUCAAUUUAAUAAUUUAAAUAAUCAAUUAUUUAAUAAUUUAAACUUGUCAUCACAUGUCAUAAGGAAUGUUUCCACUUAGACUGUGGAUUCUUUUUGAUGUUGACUGAAGUGAAGAGAGUUCUUAUGUGCUAUUAUUUUUCCAGUGAACAAUAUACUCUCAAUUCUUUAAAAUAUUACUAGGUGUCAGCCACUUCCCUGGUGUUUUUUGGAAUUACUCAGUGGGACCAAUAAUAUGGUCUCCAUAACAAAAACAGAAUUACCUGGACAAACUCAGGUCUGGCAGCAUCGGUGGAGAAGAAAAGAGUUGAC
This is a messenger RNA of Carcharodon carcharias (great white shark), 3870 nucleotides long. RefSeq names its product E3 ubiquitin/ISG15 ligase TRIM25-like. Lineage: Eukaryota; Metazoa; Chordata; Chondrichthyes; Lamniformes; Lamnidae. The transcript has 6 exons. The coding region runs from base 4 to 1644 and encodes 546 amino acids. The record is from RefSeq and is a predicted model, not a curated record. Gene Ontology annotation, molecular function: zinc ion binding; protein binding.